GUAUAGCUCCCAUAAGACCAUAAAAAUCUACAUUCUUCCUUAUCUCCAUAUUCCCAUAUGCUCAUACUAUUCUUUCUGAAAAUACCAACAUAAUAAUGCUCUGUUUUUAUUCUCUGGUGACUGGUAUCUUUUUUAUUUAAAUUUAUUUAUUAUGAUUUCUUGAAAAUGAUAAUUGGUGAAUAAUUGAACAUGCAUCUUCAUCUUUCAUGACCAAUAACAAAGCAACUGUCUUUUCCUUUUCUAUUGCACCAAAUUGCACCUAAACAAAUAGUAUUCCAAUAUUCAUUUUAUUGGGUCCCUAAUCCCUUUCCCCUUUCUUCUACCCUACUCUUUCUUCUUUAUCAAAACAUAUCAUACCCAUUUCACUUUCAGUUUUUGUACUUCCAAAUGUGAUCUUAUAAUUAUAAAUCUUAAAACCCAUCAUUAUUUUCUAAAGCAUUCUCUACUUCUAAAUCUCAUUUGGGUAUCUUCCCAAAAACCCACCAAAACCGUCUAACUCUUUUUUCCAUGGCUAGCUUAAAUUCCUUGUACAUUCUCUUCUUACUUCUCUCACUAUGCAUCUCCAAAUCUGGAGGAUUAGCAGCAGCAGGAAAAACAGAUAGAUUUCAUUCAUCAUCAAAUGAUAAAAGUAAACAAGAAAAGUUUGUGAGAAAAUUGGAUGAAUUAAAUAACCCAAGUCCUGUAACAAACCCAGCAAAUUUCCCACCAUUUACUCCUACACCUGCAAUUGUUACUGUUCCUGCUUCAAACCCAACCCCUGUAAACCCUUUUCCUACACCAACACCUACAACUAUAGUUCCAUCAACAACUACCCCAACUCAGCCAAUCACUAACCCUGUAAAUCCUGGUAAUACACCAGUGAUUAAUCCUGUAAAUCAGCCCACAAAUGCUCCUAUAACUCCAGGUCAAACUUGGUGUAUUGCUAAAACUGGUGCACCAGAAACUGCUCUUCAAGAUGCUUUAAAUUAUGCUUGUGGAAUUGGUGGAGCUGAUUGUUCAACAAUACAAGAAGGGGGUAGUUGUUAUAAUCCUAAUAGUCUUGAGAAUCAUGCUUCUGUUGCUUUUAAUAGCUAUUUCCAGAAGAAUCCUUCCUCUACAAGUUGUGAUUUUGGGGGCACUGCAGUGCUGGUCAACACUAAUCCUAGUACUGGUACUUGUAUUUACCCAUCAUCAGCAACAGGAUCAGGAACAUCUAUGCCUUUAUCAACCUCUCCUCCAGCCACAGGGAUCCCUUCCACAACAGUUCCAACACCAACAACAACAUCCUCAACUGGGACAAAUGGAUCACCAUAUGGGAUUCCAGCAUCUGGCAUUUAUGGAUCUCCAUCAUCAUCGACAACUCCAAGCAACCCGAGUCAACUCUUUCCAGCAAGUUACGCGCCUAAUAGCCCUCCAAAUGGGAACUCUUUUCCCUCAGGAUCAGGUGCUCUUCAACCACACAUCAGUCUCGGCAUCCUGGUAGCAUUCUUCUUCACUGGAAAACUAAUUCUGGGUACGAGUUUUUGAUUUCAAAUCAGAAGGUUAACCCAAAUAUCUACUUGUGACAAAGAACGAUAUGCUCUUGUACAGAACCAUCCGACCUUUGGGAUUGAGACGACAAAAUAUAUAGUAGAGAUCAACAUUAGUUUGCUAUAUUACUAAGGAGUAUUUAUAAGUUUGUAUUGAGAAAUCUUCAUCACAGCAUCGGUUGCCAGCGAUUUUGCCUUGGAUUAUGUGCAGUUUCUAGAGAAGAGAAUUAAAUUAUGAGAUGUUAGAUUAGGAAUAGCUAGACUCACAGCAUUCUAUGAUAUUAUAGAUGUAUAAAAAAAACGGUGAUUUUUAGAUUCAUGAGACUACAGGUAGUUAAAAGUGUUUUCUUGUGCAUUAUGAUUGCAUCAGAAGUCUUUUGAACCUGUUAAUGCUUAAAUUUCUUGCUUUGCUUAUACAAUUAUGCCUGCCCUAUUGUGUUCUCGCUUAUAAUUCGAGAUAUGACCAAAGAAACCUUGAAGAUCAGAGAAAUUAUCACGAGGUCAUCACCGAUAUAGUGGGUGUUGAUGAACAUGAGUGGUGCUUGCAAGGUAAGUUUGCCCCGUAUCUAUUUCUGUGCCAGUUUUUCGCGUGAUAAGGGGCAAACUCAAAGGAAACGAGGAAUGAAGGAGUAGUUCAUUUUGCAAUUUAAAUCUUUCAGUCUUUGAGGGAUUGCAGUGUCAACAGUAGCAAGAAAUAUAACAGGAACCACCUUUAGUUGUUUGCAAUUACCACAUUAUAGCUAUGGAAGGGGAGCCUCAGCGCAUUCGUUCAGGACUCGUGUGACUGAAAGGUCACAUAUUCAAUUCAUAAAAACAGCCAAUUGUAAAGGUCACAAGGUAAAGUUUGCCCCUAUUACACCCUUUUAGGUCCGUACUCAGGACCCUUGCUCUGAACGCUUUGAGCACCGGACUGUACUUUUAUCACAUUGUAGCUGACUAGCAACUGAUAUAUGGGGCAAAUAGCUUAAUGAACAUCACCCAAUAUCAAUCAUCCAAGGCUUUUGAGAAACCUUUGGUUGGCACAUACUAGUUUGGUAGAAAACAGUUUUUUUUUUUCAUUUUGUACCAACCUGUGUUGCCUUUCCCAUGAAGUUUCUGUUAACUUCAUGCAACUCAGCAUCAAUCCAGCACAAA
Messenger RNA from Amaranthus tricolor (Joseph's coat), 2642 nucleotides. RefSeq names its product PLASMODESMATA CALLOSE-BINDING PROTEIN 4-like. NCBI's taxonomy places the organism in Eukaryota, Viridiplantae, Streptophyta, Magnoliopsida, Caryophyllales, Amaranthaceae. The transcript has 4 exons. The record is from RefSeq and is a predicted model, not a curated record. The coding region runs from base 508 to 1506 and encodes 332 amino acids.